Molecule: messenger RNA, 348 nt
Organism: Phytomonas sp. Hart1
Lineage: Eukaryota; Euglenozoa; Kinetoplastea; Trypanosomatida; Trypanosomatidae
Source: the annotation of a GenBank genome assembly
GAAGGUUACUAUACUGGGAAAUAUAAGAGAUAUUAUCCAAUGGGCUUUGUUGAAAGAAAUUUUCCAAAUCCCUAUGUUCGUACCACCUACACAAUCAAGCGAUCCCUGGUUCACAAGUAUUGGAUACUCAUCUUCCUAUUACUGUUAGGACUUUUUAUAUUACUUGUAUACAUACUAUUCGCUGUGAUCAGAAUAGGCUUGAAGGAAGAUGAGCAACAAAAACGCCGCGCGGAAAUCGAGUUAAACGGCGAAUUUUUUGUAAGAGUGGAUCCUUACAGCACGUUGAACAAGAAUUUCUGCGACAGCGAUGAUUCAGAGAGCAUUGAGAACCCUAACGAUAGACGGUAA